Messenger RNA from Sclerotinia sclerotiorum 1980 UF-70, 1395 nucleotides. RefSeq lists its product as hypothetical. The transcript has 2 exons. Gene Ontology annotation, molecular function: DNA-binding transcription factor activity, RNA polymerase II-specific; RNA polymerase II cis-regulatory region sequence-specific DNA binding. The coding region runs from base 1 to 1395 and encodes 464 amino acids. Gene Ontology annotation, biological process: regulation of transcription by RNA polymerase II. NCBI's taxonomy places the organism in Eukaryota, Fungi, Ascomycota, Leotiomycetes, Helotiales, Sclerotiniaceae. Gene Ontology annotation, cellular component: nucleus. The record is from RefSeq and is a predicted model, not a curated record.
AUGGAGUUAACCCCUCAAUCCACUCGUUCCCUAACGCCUCCCUUCACUUUCUCAGGCAACUCACAGCCACUCUUUGAAUAUCCGUCACCGGCUCAAAGUGAAUCAAGGUACGGAUCGACGGAUUCCAUCCAAGGCUUGGAACUCUAUUCUUGCCCUAUGUCAGGAUCUCCACCAGCAAUGGGAAAUCAGGAUGCUAGCUUGGAGUCAGGAGGCCUAUCUUCUGUAACCUCCGACAACUGGGCAGAUACCACUUUGCAAAGCCGUGAUACGCCUAGAUCAUCCAGGUCAACGCCUAAUAUUCACUCCGCGGAGUAUGAUCCCUUUGCCUCGUAUAAUCCACCAGUAUCAACUCCCUUCACUACUGAUAUAUAUACCACUUCCCAAACUGCUGAAGCGUCUAUUCUUCCAGCUUCUCCACUCCAGUCCGGUAACAACUCUCAUCGCUCUUCACUCUCUUCUGCUCCACCCUCAGAGAUAUUUACUCAAGCUGGAUCGAUACAUUCCUACACUCCACGCAUCAAGAUGGAAGACCAUUCAGAAUAUGUUCCCAGUAGUGACUCUUUCACAUUAGGCUCCCCUCACAAUGGCCAGCAUUCAUUUAUUGGUGCAGUGACUACCUACCCAGGAACUCUGGAGACAUCUUACUACGACCAAUCCCCGUGGGCACAAAAGAUGGAAUACACCUGUACUGAUUUACCACCAUUCUCGGCGCUCCCAAUUCCAACUUACGAGAGACGAUCCGAAAGUCAGGAUAGAUCAUCGUCACAGGAUCUUCGACGUCCAAGUGUAGUAGCACGGACGAGGGGACCUCGAAAACUCACCGCCAAGGAAGAUGCAAAUUUCCAGUGUCGUGUUAAGGGAUGUGGAAAGCUCUUUGGCCGUAGUUACAAUUAUAAGGCUCACAUGGAAACUCAUGAUGCGGAUCGAGAGUAUCCUUUUCCAUGUCCUGUGGAGAACUGCACCAAGAAAUUCGUCCGGAAGACGGACCUCCAGCGUCACAACCAGAGUGUUCACAUGAAGCAACGAAAUCAUAAAUGUGACUAUUGCAGCAGAUUCUUUGCAAGGAAAGACACACUUAGAAGACAUAUGGAAGAUGGUUGUUCCAAACGCUUCGACAUCGAAACCGUCGAUUUCAGACCUCAAAACUACACCAUGGACAACAAUUCAGCGCACACACUAAAGCUAGUACUCCCGCCUCACCCAGACCAAAUGGGACGACCUCUAUCUUACAUUCAAAACUCCCACUAUUCGCCACCCCCGCACAGCGGAAGCUCCGUUCAUGCGCAUCACGACGCUAUGGUUAGUCCUCUCACAUCAGCCUCGUCAGGGGCUCAAUACCUUAUGACGACAAGCUCGGAGCAUCACAACCAUGAGCCUGUGUGGAGCAGCCAAUAG